Messenger RNA from Adineta steineri, 312 nucleotides. The record is from the annotation of a GenBank genome assembly. Lineage: Eukaryota; Metazoa; Rotifera; Eurotatoria; Adinetida; Adinetidae.
AUGGUUAUUGGUAUGAUGGGAAUUGAAAUGGCAGGUGGUGUCUAUUGUCCAUUAUCACCUCGAGAUCCACUACAUCGUUUACAUGCACUUACACAACAAACACAAAGUCGUCUUGUUCUUGUUCAUGAUUUGACCAAGAUCAAGUUUAAUUAUGGUACCGUGUUACUUAAUAUCGAUUCAAUUUUGACUAAUACAAAGACGGAUAUUUUAAUUUGUAUGGAUCCGCUCUCAAAUAUCACAGUAAUACCUGAUAAUAUAGCUUAUAUCAUUUUCACAAGUGGAUCAACAGGAAUACCGAAGCCGGAACAUUGA